Messenger RNA from Ichthyophthirius multifiliis, 5019 nucleotides. RefSeq names its product PAS domain S-box family protein. NCBI's taxonomy places the organism in Eukaryota, Ciliophora, Oligohymenophorea, Hymenostomatida. The record is from RefSeq and is a predicted model, not a curated record. The transcript has 2 exons.
AUGAUAAAUAGAUCGAAUAAACAUGAACAAGAAAAAUCUUUAUAUAUAAGAAUAUAAGAUUAAGUUAAAAAAUAAGUAUUUGAAAUAAUAUACUAAGUACUUCGUGAGGAAGAAAUCUCAAUUUAUCAUCGUUUUAUAUUGAUAUUCAUAGAAUUUUUUUAGAUUCUUUAUUUUGACUUUACGUCAAUAAAUAAGCUAAUUUGGUAAAUGCCAAAAGUAUGUGAUAGCAUAGAAAAGUUUUUUGGAAUUUUUUUAAUAUAUCCGUAUCUUUCAUCUGAAUAAUCAUGGAAUACAUAUAUAAUUAUAUUUUAUAUUUUAAUACUUAUAAUAAUCUUUACAAUAUGUUUGAUGUUCUAUACAAGUUUGGCUUAGAAAAAAACAUUGCAUUUUUAAUGGCCUAUAAUAAUAUUAAAAUAUUUAUGUAUAUAUAUAAAUUCAAUACUAUAUGUGCCUAUAGUGCAUUAUUUAGCGAAUAUUUUAAACUGCUCAGAAUUAAUAAUAAAUAAUAAUAAAGAAGAAGCACAUUCUAAAUUCAAUGAAACAUUAUGUUGGACUGGUUUACAUAUAUUACAUAGUUUUAUUGGUGUUUUUUUUAUUUCCAUAUUAAGUAUUUUAAACUUUUCCCUACUGAUAACUUUUUUUGACCGUAGAAUGAAUUCAAAUGAUCCAAACGCAAAGUUAAGUGGAUAAACAAAUUAUAGUUUUGGAAUAUAUAAAUUACUUAUAAUUAUAAUAUUUGUAUUUAUGAACAAUGACUAGUUUUCUUAUUUACUUUUAGCACUUAUCCUUGGAGGCUCCAUUUUAAUUUUUUAACGAGUUCAUUUUCAUAACUCUUAUAUAAACGAAAAAAUAAAUAAAUUAUGGGAUUGCUUGGCUUCGAUACAAUUAUGGACUGCUAUAUGCCUUAUCGCCUCAAAAUUAAUGGAAUAAAAAAUUUUUUAAGGCACUUUAUUAAUGUGGAUCAUUGGUAUUCCUUUUUUAGUGAUAUAUAUAUGCACAUCCAGAGAUUAGAAUUUGAAUUUUCUUCUUUCGAAUAUUAAUAAAUUUGCAAAUGGAGAAGAAUUAAUAAUUCAAAUAUGUGAACUAUAAAAAUUAAUAAGAAAUUACAAAAUUGACGCUUAUUAUACUGCAAUACUUGACGGAUAUGUAGAAAUCCAUAAAUAAAAUUGCUAAAGGGAAGAUUGUCCUAUAGUAGUAAAAAAUAAUUUAAAAAUAAACAGAAUAAUAAAAUAAAUACAAGCAAAUAAUUAAAAUGAUAUCCAAAAUGAAAAGCAUUGUAAAUUGAUACAUUUGGUAUAUACUAUGUUUUUAGAAGGAGUUAAAAAAUUCCCUAAUAAUACCAAUUUAAGAAUUCUAUUUACAUUUUUUCUAAUCGAAAAAAUGAAAUUUAAGCAAACAGCACUCCACGAACUUAACGUGGUAGAAGAAAAUAGCCCUCCUUUUGACAUUUAGUUUACUAUAUUUCACUUAAAAAAAUUAAUCGAAGAAGAAAUUAAACUCGAAAAUAAAUUAAACAAAUAAAAACACGGAAAUAAUGAUGAAGAAGCAGGGGUACUUGAUAUUAUAAGUGAAAUUAGAUAUAAAGAAAUUCUCAAAUAAUUUAAAUAUAAUAUUGAAAUAUGUUCAGAAGCUCAUAUGGAUUUCUGGUCCUAAUUAUCUGAAGAAACUCCUGACAUGUAAAAAUUACAUUAGUUCGGAAAACAUAUUAUUCGUUCAAAGGCUAAAGUUGAGAAUUGUUGGAAUAAACUCAUUAAAAUAUGUAAUAAAAGACCUUAACCAUAUUUAUUGUACUCAAAUUUUUUAUUCGAAAUAUUACACGAUAACCAAUAUUCUCGAUUAAUAUUAAACCAGGCGAAUUUACUUUAAAAAAAUACUCGAAAAAAUUUAAAAAAUAUACAAACAGCUCCAAACGCUUCUUUAUAACAAGAUGAUUAAGAAUCGGAUAUUUAAGCAACUUUAUCUAUAUCUACUGAAAGUGAUAAAUUAGGUUUAAUAACAUAAAUUAAUGUUUCUGCUGCAAGUUUAUUUGGAUAUAAUAAGACAGAGUUAAUAAAUAGAAAAAUAAAUAGUUUAAUGCCAUCUUUAUAUGGAACAAAUCAUGAUAAUUUUAUCGAAAAUUAUUUAAAUAAUAAUGAAUUUACUUUUUUUAAAGAAGAAAAACAUCUUUUUUUAUUACACAAAAGUAAUUAUAUAAUCCCUAUUUUUAUUUCUGUUAAAUCUGUUGAAAGUCUUCAACAUGGAUUAUAGUUAAUUGGACACUUUCGACCUGAUAAAUAAUAUAGAAAUUAAUGCUAUUUAAUUAUAGAUGAUGGUGAUAAUAUAAAUUCUAUUUCUGCAUCAUGCGUUAAUAUACUUUAAAUAGAUCAUAAAAUUCUUCAUGUUAAAGAUAAAAAAGUCGAUAGUUAUUUGUAAGGAUUAAUGACUGAUAAAGAUAAAUAUUUUGCAAAAUAAGGAUCUUUAUUUAAUUAUGCACUUCCUAAGGAGAAAACUAAUUAUCAUAAUUCUAUUAUUAAUGGUCAUUUAAAAAAAUACAAAGUCUUUUUAUAAAAUAUUUCUUUUAAAAAUAAACAUAAUGCUGGCCAUAUUAUACGUAUAGAAUGCUCAUAAGAAUAAGUUCUUAAUCUGAAUUAGAGAACACCUAUUCCGUGUACUUUUUAGUUUAUUUAUGAUAAUAAUCAAAAAAUUUACAAUGGUUAAUAUACUUUGAUCACUAAUGAUUUUGACUAAAGCGAAUAAAAAAAAUAAGAAUGUCUCUAAAAUAAUCAAGUAUAAGGUUAAGAUAUUUUUAUAUAUAACCCAAAUAUUCGAUAAACAUUGUAUCAUCAAAUUUGUUAAAAAUACAAUGUAGCAAUAAGAGGAAAUUAUGACAAAGGAAUAUCAACAAGACGUUUAUUCAAAAACAAAAUAACGGAUAUUAACUAAUUCAAAGACUCAGAAUCUGAGCAUUCAUCAAAUGAAGAAGAUGAUUUUAAUGAUUCAUUAUUUAAAAAUAAUGGAGAAGAUGGAGAGGAAGGUAUACAACUAACAAAUAAUUUUGGCAAUAGUUUCAACUCAAAAAAAAGUUUGAAUCAAAUAAUUAACUCUUAAAUAGUUCCUACUGCAAUUUAAAACUUGAAUAUUUUAGUAAAAAUUAUGUUAUUGAUUCUUACUAUUAUUUCUUUUGUGGAAUAUUUUAUUACUAAUUAAGAACUUAACUAAACGAAAGAUUUAUUAUAACUUAUUAAUUAUUCAAAUAAAAGAGUAGCUAAUUUACAUUAUAUACAAGCAAAUCUUAGAGAUUUAUGCUUAAUUAACUUAGGUUUAAUUAAUAGCUCGAAAGCUGCCUUAUUGAAAGCUGAUACUUUAAAAAUUAUAGACGAAAUCGAUUAAUUAUCAAAUUAUUUAUAAUUAAAUACAAGCAAUGCUACUUCAAAAGAAUUAAAAAACAUUCUUUACGAAAAUAUAAUAAAAAUUUACUUAAAAACUGGAAAUACUGAAAAUCAUAAUCUAAAUGAUUCUACAUAAUAAAUGAUUUCAAAUGCUUUAGUUAUUUUAAAUACACAAUUAAAUUAAAUACAAUAGACAAAUUAAGAUUUUAUUUUUUAUUAAAAGAAUGUUUUUAAUGACUAUCUUUACUAUAUUAGAGAAAGUAAUUAUUAUUAUGUAAAAGAGCUUGAAGCAUAAACAACAAAUAAGACAACAACCCUUUUUGUGCUUUUAUUACUAUCGCCAAUUUUUAUAUGCAUAAUGAUGGUAGUAUUAUCUCCAGUGCUUAUAAACUUAAAUCAAUCAAAUUUGGAAGUUAUAAACCUUUUUUUGGCAAUUCCAAAUAAGCAUAUUCUUUCUUUACAUAUAUAAUCAUAAAGCUUUAUUUCUUAAUUAAGAGCUGAUGAUGAAGAUUUAUAAUCAGUAAACGAUUUUGACAGAGAAUAUGAUGAAGAAAAUCAAUAAUAAGAUCAUGAAAAAAUAGAAAUUGCAGGAGAAUCUGGAGACGAAAACUUUACUCGCCGAAAGAAAAAAAAAUUCGUUAAUCGAAUUAAAAAUAGUAGUUUUUACAUUGUUUCAAAAAUGUUUUUUGGGGUUUUAGUAUUAGAAGUUUAUUUUAUAAUUUGUUAUUUUAUGGCUGACAAUCUUCUUGAUAAUAUAAAAAAUAAAAUACCAGAAUUAAAUUAUACUAAUUAUGCGGAAGGUUAUUAUAUUUAUGCAGAUAAUUGUCAAAGAAAUUUAUUUUUAAAUCCAUAAAUGCCAAUUUUAAAUUAAUCUCCUCUUUAAGUUUCAAUAUAUAAUAUAAAUUAAAUAUUUAAGUUAGAUUCAGACAUUCUUUAUGAUCAUUCUAGAAACAUAUAAAUUCAUAAAAAUAUUUAUAAUGAUGAGUUCAAAUUUAUUAUGACUUAAAAUCCAUGUUCAUUUUUCUUAGAAGCUAGUGCCAUAACAUAAAUUUCUGAUUGUAAUAUAUUUGCCAAUGGUGCUGUAUAAUCUGGAAUGACAGUAGCAUUUACACGUUAUUUUGAAAAUAUUAGAUAAAUGCUAACUUUUUAUUAAUAAAUUAUGGAUGAUGAUAAUGAUUUUGAUUUCUAAAAUAUUGCACCUUCGAAUUUUUAAAAAAAAAAUAUUUUUCCUAAUAAUCCUAAAUUAAAUGAUGUUUAUAAUUUGCUUGCAAUACCUCUAGCUAAUGAAAUUAGAGAUAUGUAAAAUAUUUAUAUUAAAUCAGCAUUAAGAAGACUCGUUUAUAAAUUCUAAUUGUCUAUAGAUGAGUCUAUUAACACUUUAUCUACUGUUAAGUUUGUUCUUUUUAUUACAUUCCUAUUUAUGGUAUUUAUUAUUUAUUUUCUUUUUUGGUGGCCUAUAGCUGAUAAACUUACAGAAGAUAUAUGGAAAACAAGAUCUUUACUUACGACUGUGCCUUUAAAUGUUAUUAAAGUUGUUAAACCUAUUUAAAUAUAUAUAAAAUUUUUGUAUGAUAUCGAAUAAAAAGAAUAAAUGAAAAAACAAAAUAAAGAAAAUGCUAAAAAUGAAAGAGUAAGUAAAAAUAAAAUUUGA